CAAGAAUCGGGUAAAAACUUACCUCGUCGUUGAUAUAACCUUUGGAGGCCAUUUCUGUUUGGAUUUAUUCGAAAAAUUUAGCCGUUAGGGGCCGUAUUGAGGGACCAGUUGCCAAUAGCAAAGGUAUGCCGCCCAAAAAGAAGGCAGCGAACGGCUAUAAAUUCGCUGAGCCUUUGCCGAAAGGGACUGUUUUACAAGAUCUGGCCAAAAAGCAAUGGAAAUUGGGACCCUGCAUUGGUAAAGGUGGUUUUGGGGAAAUCUACAGUGCUCAAGAGGAGAGUGCUCGUGGUACUCAGUAUCCUUAUGUGGUAAAAAUUGAGCCUCAUGCUAAUGGCCCCUUGUUUGUUGAAAUCAAUUUUUAUAUUAGACAUGCUAAAGUCGAAGAUAUUAAUAAUUUUAAAAAAGAAAAAGGACUGAAGUCACUUGGAAUGCCUGUCUAUUACGGAUCUGGAUCCCACGAGUAUAAGGGGGAAAAAUACAGAUUCUUGGUCAUGGAUAAAUUCUCUACUGAUCUCUAUAAAUUAUAUUUGGAAAAUCAUAAAGUUUUUCCAGUAGAUACGGUUUUUAAAUUAGGCAUUCAAAUACUUGAUGUUUUGGAGUAUAUACAUGAAAGGAAAUAUGUGCAUGCAGAUAUUAAAGCAGCCAAUGUAUUAUUGGGGGCCACCAAGGAUACCCAAAAUAAGCAGGCUUAUUUGGUAGACUUCGGUUUGGCUACGAAAUACACCACGGAUAAAGAAUUCAAGCCGAAUCCCAAAAAGGCCCAUGACGGCACCAUAGAGUUCCUGAGCAGAGAUGCCCAUCAGGGUGUUCAAACUAGACGAGGAGACUUGGAAAUAUUGGCAUACAAUUUGAUUCAAUGGUUAGGCUGUAAGUUGCCCUGGGAGGAUAGACUUGGGGAUCCCAAAAAAGUACAAAGUAUGAAAGAGGAGUGUAUGGAAACUGUUCCUGGGAUGAUUAAGGCUUGUUUCGGUACCAAAAGUUAUCCAAAUGCCAUAGUAGAGUACCUAAAAUACUUACAAACAUUAAAAUUCAACACAGAACCGAACUAUGAAAAAAUUAAAGAGAUCUUCUUGGCCGGGGUGGAAGAGGGCGGCGGUAAAGUGGGUACAGCUUUCGGUUUCAGCGGUAAAACUCCCUUAAAAAGAGUGGCAACUCCAGCAUCGGCGACUAGAUCCAAAAGUCGUAAAGUGGAAGUUGCACCACCAUCCGGUGAUGAGACACCCAAAAAGUCUAAGAAAGGACGCACGAAGAAGACUAUAAAAGUUGAAACGAAUGGGGUGGUGAGCGAUACUGAGGUACAAGAAGACGGAGUUUCAGAAUUCGUCACUAAAAGAAAAAAAUUAAGAAAAAUUUCAAAAUCUUUGGAUAAUUUGGCGGAACCUGCCGCCGAUCCUUUUGCAGGCUUUACGUCGGAGAUGAAGGAAAUUGUGUUGAAAAAAAUGGCUAAAGAUAAGAAAAAACCAAAAAAAGUUCCAAAAACAACAACAGUAGAGGUCACAAACGGGAAUGGCGACGACGAAAUGGCCGGGUACACUAAAGAGAUGAGGGAAAUCGCCCUGAAGAAAAAAGCCAGAGAAACCGCAAAGAAAGCGAAAACGAAACCGGCCGUAGUGACGGCCACCACUAGUAGCGCGAGCGACAAGAGAGGUCUCGUGAAAACGACGUCGAAACGAUUAAAGUCCAAACCACCAAAAAAUCACGGCGAGGCGGUCGGAUAUUCCGACGAAUCCUGUUCCGAAUAAGUAUUUUGUAUAAAUGUUAUGUUAUUUUUAAAAACAAAUCUGUACUAAUUGUGAAGUUUUUUAGUAGAAAAAUAGUUUUUUUCACUUUUAUAUUUUAAAGCGUUCAAAAUAAUGGCAAGAGAAAGACUGAAAAUUAAAAUAACAUUAAAUUAAAAAGAAAAGUUAAACAAAGUAACAA
Molecule: messenger RNA, 1920 nt
Organism: Anthonomus grandis grandis
Lineage: Eukaryota; Metazoa; Arthropoda; Insecta; Coleoptera; Curculionidae
Product: serine/threonine-protein kinase VRK1-like
Exons: 9
Coding region: 126-1742 (538 amino acids)
Biological process (GO): signal transduction; peptidyl-serine phosphorylation
Cellular component (GO): cytoplasm; nucleus
Molecular function (GO): protein serine/threonine kinase activity; ATP binding
Source: RefSeq, a predicted model, not a curated record